Orbicella faveolata is the source of this 2842-nucleotide messenger RNA. Its product is annotated as fanconi-associated nuclease 1-like. Gene Ontology annotation, biological process: interstrand cross-link repair. The record is from RefSeq and is a predicted model, not a curated record. Lineage: Eukaryota; Metazoa; Cnidaria; Anthozoa; Scleractinia; Merulinidae. Gene Ontology annotation, molecular function: flap-structured DNA binding; 5'-3' exonuclease activity; 5'-flap endonuclease activity. Gene Ontology annotation, cellular component: nucleus.
AAGAUGAGCCAACUCCUGUGCUGUGAUUGAUUGUCCAUGCAGGCAUUACCCACUGUUUCCCACAUGAGAGUGGUGAUCUUUAUCCUGUAAUACCUGUAAAAUCCUUUAUUGACCAAGCUUGAUGAUCGAUAUGGCUACAUAUCAGCCACUACAUGUAUCAUCCAUAUUGAACUCAGGCUUGGUCAAUAACUCAUAUAUUUAAUAAAUACUUAUUUACUGUUGACACUUUCUGAUAUUUUCUCUCUGUGAAAGGCUAUGGUGGUUAUCAGACAGGGUUUAUCAGAUCCACAUGUUCGAUUUGGGCGUCGGCUUGCACUGAUACAGAGAGCUAGGCGUAUCCUCUCUUCACCUGCGUUUCAAAAAGGAAAGAAGAAAAAGUGCGAAGAGUUUGCAGACCUUGAUUUAGAGGAACCAAACCCGUCCAAAAGUAUCACCAUCUCUGGGACAAGAUGUGCUGAGCUUGGUGUCUUCAUUUCUCCUGAGAUUGACCAAAGUGGCCAAGUUAUUGAUGGUACAAAAACAUUCUGUGCAGUGGAGGAAUAUGCCUUGUCAUAUUACCGGCAGCAGGGAUUUGAUCAGGGAAUCCAUGGUGAAGGAUCAACCUACUCCUCACUCUACUGCUUGUUCAUGUGGGAUAUUAUUUUUGCAGGUGUCAUUCCUGAUGUUUUUAGAAGUCCUUUCCAGGCUGCACCUUUAGACAUAUGUUUUGACUCAUUUUACACCAGCCGCAAGGAAAUGAUUGUCAAGAGGUUGGAAGAGAUAACAGCAGCACCAGUCAAGAAACUUCAGGAAAUACUUGUCAAGACAUGGAAUAAUCAUGAAAGCGAGCUUUGUGCAGGCCUCAACUGGGAUCGGUUCACAAAUGUAGAACAAGCGAAGCAACUGGUGGCUUGUCUGGGUGGCCAGGUGUUAUCAGGCAUAUUUACUCGGUUCGCUCAAGGUUAUCGCUAUCAUCGAUCUGGUUUGCCUGACCUAGUGGUGUGGAAUUCGUCUACUUUGGAUUACAUGAUUGCUGAGGUCAAGGGACCUGGAGACAAGCUCUCUACUAAGCAACAAAUCUGGCUUGAUGUGUUGGCAUCACUUGGAGCGAAUGUUGAAGUCUGUUAUGUCACUGCUGUAGGUGCCAAGCGCCUUAAAGUUUCAAAGUAAAAUACAGUCGACGAGGAAACUAUUACCCAGUCUGCAAUGGUAAUAAAGGAGUUACUUAAACAUUCCUACCAUUAUUGUCAAGUGGUGUUAUGAAAUUUCCAUUCUCAGCGCUAAAUGUUAUAGCGAUUUCUUGCAUCUCCUCGUUGUUUUAUGUUUGUCUGUUUGUCUGUUUGUUUGUUUGUUUGUUUGUUUCCUUCUUGUAAGACUUGAUAUUUUCAUCGGUGUACAUAGACAAUUUAAUUUGUAUUUUGAGAAUACUGCAUAUAAUUUACAUAUUUAAAUACUUCAUUUUUAUAUCAUUUUCAAUAGUGAGCCUGAGAUUUCUUUGAAGUGAUAAAUAUGAGGUUAUCCUCGAAAAGCCGUAACGAGUUUGUGAAGCUUUACAAACUCUUUGUAGUGACUGAUUCUGUGGCUGCAACACAACGUAAGUUGCACCCAUAGAUAAUGAGCAAAGACGUAAACCUUUUGGAUACAAUGAGACAUUCUGUUGAUUAUGUAACGCACCAUUCUGUUAAAUGUCCUCCCAAAAAUGUCAGCUCGCGUAAUGAAGAAACAAGUUUGCCGUCAUUGCAAUGCUCGCCUAAUUAACAUAGCCUACUGUCCGAAGGUUUCGAUAUCUGCACCCAUGCACAGGUUUUAGUCUGUGUGGAGUGCGGAAACUAAACGGUUUCGUCCCGAUGGCAUAUAAUUAUGAACGAUUACUUCGUAUAAGCUUUCUCAAAACGGUCAGGGAUCCUCACGAACAGAGCGCGCGCGCGCUUUUACGCAGUCAUGGCAACCGUGUAGUGAAAUCAAUUGUGACGUUGCUUUCGCUUAAAAUGAAAGAGUUCAUGUGAUAGUGAAGCUGUUACGAUGGCUGAAGAGUGUCAAACUCCAGCCGUACUCCCAGUUUCGUGCUCUUUAACCUCUAUUUCGUUGGGGGAUGAUCUUCCAAUGUGCCGAAUAUGUCACAACACUGGCGGAGAACAAAACGAAUCUUUACAUAGAGUGUGCUGGUGUAAAGGAACCAUGGGGGAGGUACACAAGUCGUGUUUAGAGACGUGGUUAAGUGCUGUGUACACCGACAGAUGCCCGAUCUGCAAUUACCACUUCCGCACGAAAAGAAUUUUCAAACCGAUAAGACAGGUAAUCUGCACUGAAUUUAAGCGUGAUACUUGUUUAACAGUGUACUACGCUUAUAUUUAACUAACAAACUAACGCGCUGUUUAACGCGCCAUUCACAAAAGUCAGCUAGUGUCCAGACGGGCUAUUAUUUUAACGCGCGGUUGAAAAAAAGGUUUAAAUUGCAAAGCUACUUUCAAACAAACGUUCACGCCGAAUUUCAAAUUAAAAACAUCCCAGCAAGCACCUUAUAAUCGGGAAAAUCUGAUGCAAUGCUUUUAAAUAUGAUUCAGUGAUAAGUAAGUUGCAUUAUUCAAUGGCAUGCCUUUAGCCUAACGUUAGCCUGUUUUGAGAGGUCGAAAAUAUCAACUAUGUAUUUUGCUUGCUGCUGCAGGGAAGUUCCUUUAUUUCAAAGGGUUUGCAUUUUUUCAGCGAUUUCCGACUUCCCACACCAUGUGCUCGCCCUCUACUUUUUUUCAACGUCUCCCACAUCAAAUGCGACCUCAAUCUUUUGUCUGAACUUUCUCCAGCAAUUUUCACCGAAUUGUUGCGACGUCAGAUUGUUAUGCAAACAUGAAUGAAAAAAAAAAAA